AUGAAGAGAGAAAAAAUAAUAAGAGUUGAAGAGAAAUUGAGUUCAUUAAUUAAAAAAAUUGAGUCAACAAUACUAACUUAUACAUCAGCUGAAAUAGCAUCAGUCUUUGAUACACUCAAAACUGACAUCAGUAGAAAACUCAACUACUAUGAUCCCAAGAUUACUCAGUCUCCCAGUGAGAGUACCAAUACAAUUGAGUUUUCUAUAGACUUAACAACCCCUAUAUCUGAGUGGGGAGAGAUAAAAUCUGUCCAUCCAUCUUCUAGCAUCAUCAUUGGCACACAGAUAUCUCGAGCUAUAGCUAAUAAGAAAUGUACUGUUGUUCUAGAAACAAGAAACGAAAUAGAUGGUCAUUAUACUGUGAAAAAAGAAAAGAUCAAGGUGACAUUACUAGACAAAGAUAAGAGAGGUCAGAUAAUCAAUGGAACAGUACUGGACAAGGGUGCUGGCCAAUACGACUUGUCUUUUAUUCCACCCUCUUCUGGUACGUAUGAGCUUCAUGUAACUAUUGAUAAUGACCACAUCAAAAAUAGUCCAUUUACAUUGUGUGCUAGACCAUAUCGUGAUUAUCGUCAACUCCGAGAAUCUAUUAAUGAUUACAACUUUCUGUCAGAACCUCAUGGUAUAUGUGCUUUAUCUAAUGGAACAAUGUAUGUCACAUGUAGUAGUCAAGUGUUUAGAUUUUGGAAUGGCAGCAGAAAUAUUGCUCCUGUCAAUUUUCCUUUAAAACUGCACAACUGGGGUAUAGCAUGUAAAGAAAAUGUCAUAUACAUUGCUAACAGUGGUGAACAGAGCAUCAGUAAACGAACCAUUAAAGCUGGGCAAGGACAAGUAAUAAAACAAUUUGGACAUUUUGAGCAACCUAAAGGUGUCACAGUAGAUGAAGAAGGCAAGAUUUACGUUGCUGAUCGAAAUUGCAUCCAUAUUUUCGACUCAGAUGAGACCAAGUUAAAGACUAUAAAUUGUUGGACCAGUAUUGGAGGUAUUGCUAUAGAUCCCAGUGGUAAUAUACAUGGAACAGCUUAUAAUGGCUAUGUUGCAGUUUAUUCACAGUCCGCAGAAUAUCUUAGAGAGUAUGGUAGAGGGGAGGCUCAAGGAAUGAUGUUCAAACAAGUUGUUCAAGAACAGGAAAAUGUUCAUGACGAUAAGGAAAACACAAUCACCUCAUGUUCCACCAAAGCCAGCACCCAAACCAGCGCAAAAACCAGGUCCCAAGCCUGCUCCUAG
Molecule: messenger RNA, 1227 nt
Organism: Gigantopelta aegis
Lineage: Eukaryota; Metazoa; Mollusca; Gastropoda; Neomphalida; Peltospiridae
Exons: 2
Coding region: 1-1227 (408 amino acids)
Molecular function (GO): protein binding
Source: RefSeq, a predicted model, not a curated record